GAUGUAAUGCUCAUGAAAGAACAGAAUAUUAUUUCAUGUAGAACGUCGUCGAACAAACCAAGUACGUCUAAAUUAAAGAAUAAAAGUGCAAAAAAAAAAACUAUAUCUAAACCUAAGUUAACUAGCGUGUGCGUAAAUGUUACAAAAUAAAUGUGUACAUUUGAGACGAAGAUAAAAUUGAUUACAAAGUUGAUAAAAAACGCGAUUGAAUACGAUAUGAAAAAGAAAUCGAUGUAGAUGUGCCGACGGAAAAAAUCCUUAUUAUUCACCUAAAUUGUAUUCGACAUUCGAAAGGAUGUAGAUUUGGUUCACAUCUUUUUUCCAUCAUUAUUUUCAAUGAUUCUUCAAAAUUAUGCGACAUUUCAUUGUGCGAGAAUUCGCUUCGCUGUAAUAUGACACGAAAAAUCGAUACACAUUGAUAAGAUAGGGAAAAAAAACAACACUCGAGUACAUCGUGGAGAAAGACUUCAUGACCGUUCGCAAAACGGUUGCGACAAUUGGAUAGAGAACGACAGCGAAGGAAAGAAGGCGAACGAACAACAGAGAGAGAGAGAGAAUUGGUAGUAUAACACGGUAAACACAAUGAAUCCAGUGAAUCCAGCUGAUUGUGGUAUGGUUUGGUUGAAUCAAUAUGCGCAAGCACAGGAGCAUAGUAUGAUCAUUGACGAAAGUACAACAAUUUAUCCGUCUAUGGGAAUGUCCGUAAUGGAUGAUAUUGGCCUCCAAGCAAAUACAAUGGAUAUGAAUGCGCUUGGAUAUCGAGAAUAUGCGCCUGCAACGGCAUCAAAUGCGAUGACAUUUACACCGGAAUUUUUUGGCGGUUUACCACGUACAUUGGCUGGUUUAAAUCAACAACAUUAUCAUGAUGAGACGCAUCAAACGAUUCUUGAUCAUUACGGAACGUUAUCGGAUCAAUCAAUAAAAUGUCCGAUAAAUUUGUUGGCAACGACAUCGGUGAAUGUUGGUACCGGAACCGAAUUGUAUGAAGAUGAUGAUGACGAUGAGUCGGAAACCAGAUUAUCACUCAAUCCAAAUCAAUUUGCCAAUCAAUUUGUAAAUCAAUUUACGACAAAUGAAGACGAAAACAGUGUUGACAAUGAUUAUGGCGAAGACGGUGUUGAUGAUGUUGAUGAAUACAAUGGUGGCACCGAUUCAAAUAAUAGCAAUAGCGUUGGUUUUGGCACAACACAUGGUGAAAAUGUUGCACACAACGAUUUACCGGGUGGCGCAGCAUUCCGGCGAAAAAGUCGUUCAACACAAACGAGUCGCAAAAUAAAACCAGUUAAACGACCUGGCUUAGUGCUAAAAACACCAAUUGCAUAUCAGCCUUGCUUAGAUCCUUCUGUAAUUCCAAUCCAAAAAGACGGCAUGGCGGUGUGUGAGCGUUGCGGUGCGAUUGGCGUGAAACAUUCAUUUUAUACAAAGGAACGUCGUUUUUGCAGCAUGAAUUGUGCCCGCGGUGACUUUGUUAUGAUGCAAAUGCAAGCAAAGGAAAUAUUAAAACAAAGCGAAAACAAAAAACCACAAUUAACGACCGAUAAACAAAAUACGAUUGAUGCAACACAAGUAAAUGCAUUAAAUACAGCGAUGAGUGAAUUACGUGAUAUGUCAACGGGAUCAAAUAGCCCAAUUGAUAUUGAAGCACAUCUAAAAGGUAGCCAAUGUAAAAUACCAAAUUAUCGAUUUAAAUUGACAUUAAAUGGCAAUGAAAAUGAUGAGAAAAACACAAAUGGCAAUGGUAAUCAUCCGUUGUACGAUGGAAUGAGUGUGGAUGAUUCAGGAAAUGUUGUAUACCGUGAUAUUAUGUUCGAAGAAGAAAUACCACAAAUUCCAAAAGGUGCAAAUUUACCAUCGUUAUGUCCACAAGAUGAGAAAAUUAUAACCGUACGACGAAAACCAUCGGAAUUUUUGAAUAGCUACGAUUGGAUACCACAAUUAACGAAUCCAAAUUUUUUUGCCGCACCAGUUACCUGUUUCACACAUGCGCCCGGCUAUGAUGUCUGGUCAAUGGUGAAUGUUGGCAUGAAAGUUGAAGUUGAGAAUACGGACUGUGAUACACCCGAAUUGAAGCAAGGCAUGUCACCGCAUUCAUUUUGGGUUGCAACUGUACAUCGAUUAUGCGGCUACAAAGCACUUUUACGAUACGAAGGUUUCGAUGAGGAUAGUUCACAUGAUUUCUGGGUGAAUUUAUGCUCGUCCGAAGUGCAUUCGGUUGGAUGGUGUGCAGAACGUGGUAAACCAUUGAUACCACCGCGAACCAUUGAAAAUAAAUACAGUUGGCGUAAAUAUUUGGAAGAGAAUCUAACAAAUGCGUUGACACUACCAACCACAUUCUAUAAUAAAAUCAAUGAAAGUUCAAAAUCACGUUUCCGUGUUGGCCUUCAACUAGAAGUAGUUAAUAAAAAUCGAAUAUCCGAAAUGCGAUUGGGCAAAGUGAAUAAAAUCAUUGGCAAACGUUUGUUGGUCAAGUAUUUUGAUGCGCCCAAAGAUGAUGAUGGAUUUUGGGUGCAUGAAGAUUCACCACUUAUUCAUCCGGUUGGUUGGUCAUUUUAUGUGGGACACGAAUUGAAAGCACCACAAGAAUAUUUACAACGAUUACAAAUUCAAGAAGAAACAAAUACACAACAUGAAGAUGACGCACAAAUGGAUUUAUUCAAAAUGAAUUUCUCAUUCGAAAAAUAUUUGGAGGGAAAAACGAGCAAAUUUCGUGACGGCAUGAAAUUGGAGGCAGUUGAUCCAUUGAAUCUAUCAUCGAUUUGUGUAUCAACUGUGGUCAAGGUUCUUAAAUUUGGUUACAUGAUGAUUCGCAUCGAUUCUUAUGAUCCGGAUGUACAAGGAAGCGAUUUAUUUUGUUAUCACGAAAAAUCGGCAUGCAUUUUUCCAGCCGGUUUUUGUCAACGUAACGGCAUUGAGCUAACACCACCGAAAGGAUACGAUAAGAAAACAUUUUCAUGGCAAACAUAUUUGAUGGAAACCGGUAAUAUGGCAGCCGAUGAUUCUUUAUUCUCAUUGGAGGUGCCCGACCAUGGUUUUAAAGAAGGAAUGAAAAUUGAAUGUGCCGAUUUAAUGGAUCCGCGACUUGUUUGUGUGGCAACAAUUGUCCGAAUUGUUGGUCGAGUGGUUCGUGUACACUUUGACGGGUGGGAAGAUGAAUUCGAUCAGUGGUUGGAUAGCGAAGGACCCGAUAUGUAUCCAGUCGGUUGGUGUGUUAUGGUUGGACACAAACUUGAAGCGCCCAAACCGCAAGUGGUUCAGAAAAUUUCACCCAAGGCAUCAAGCAAUAAAGCGAGACGGAAACGUGGCAAAUAUAAUGUAAAAGGAAAAGGUGGUUCGGCUCCACGCAAUGUAAAGAAAGAAAUUGACACAAUGUCAGACCGACAAAAUGACUUCGAUGACAGUCAGAAUGGUGAUUCAUUAACAGCCAAAACAGAGACAACACAGCAAGAUUUUGAUGGCGAAGAGGACGACGAUGAUUUUAGCCAUGAUGGUUAUAGUCAUUCGAUAAAUUCGCUACAAUCAGCGUCAUUGCCACCAACGCCGGAACCAAGAAAUGAAACACCAACACUCCACACCACCCGACCAUCAUCUAAGUCAUCCACAUUUAGCAUAGCCUCACACAAUAGCCCAGCCACAUCAUCACCGCCACCUGAACGAAAAGCGACCAGUUAUAUCAAUAAUUCAACGGUGACAUCGGGAAAGUAUAUUCCAUGCCUGAUAUCCGGUUCAACAAUGUCACAGUCAAAUGCAUCAUCACAAAAUGAAUUCGCACCCGAUUCAUGGAAUAUAUUCGAUGUUGGUCAAUUUUUACGUGUCAAUGAUUGUGCAUUGCAUUGUGAAAUAUUCAGUCAAUAUAAAAUCGAUGGUAAACGUUUGCUUGAAAUAUCCGACGAUGAAAUCUUUAAUAUGCUCAACAAGAAAGUGGGCCCAGCCCUUAAAGUUCAAGACUUAAUAAAAAAACUACGAGAUAAAAUUGAAAAAAUGAAACCAUCAAGGCAUUCAACUGGCAAAAGUGGUGUCAGCAAAAAAUACUUAUAGUGAACUAUAAACAUUGGGCUCAAUGUUUUAUUAAAUAUGUACAAAAUUCGUCAAGUGUAACUUAUAUGAUGAGAUGUCCUUAUGAAGUGGAUCACCCGAAAACAGACUGCGAACUAUGAAUGCAACAAAAAAAAAACCCGAAAAAACUUAAAUAUUUUGAAUGUGAGAGUGAGAUAUGUGUGUGAAAAUUGAGAAAACUUUUUUAAAUGUUGAUUGAACACUCCAAAUAAGAAACAAUACAAAAUGAAUAAUAUAUACACAUUUUAUCUAAAUGAAAAAGUGCCAUUCAGUGUUUGUUGUACGUACACUAUGAACGAAUUAAAUGAACAAAAAUAAAAUUGAAAAAUUUAAUGACGAACCACAUCGUUUCGAUCGUGUGUCAUAUGCUUAUGUGGAAAUAAGUGCAUAAAUAACGAAAGUACGCUGUCAAAUUUGAAGGAUGCUCUUCACAAUGGACAAAGACACCGAUGAAUCUACAAUAUACGCCUGCAUCAUAAUUGAUUGAUCAAAUCACACAAAUCUACCAAAUAUUGUAUGUAAAUGAAACCGCUUUAUUCCAGCAAUAAGGAUAUAUUAUUGUUUAUCACAUUUCUACUAGGGACGAUGAUAAUAAGAAGCAAUAAGGUUAAAUACACACACACACAAAUGUAGAAAGAAUUUUUUUUUAAAAAUAACUGAAAAUUUAUCGCUUCAAUAAUACCAAUUGAAAAAAAAAUUGCAAUUUGAUAAAUAAAAAAAAUGUUCGUGUAUUUUUGGUUGCUUUGAUUUUUUUUAGAUGUCAAUUUAGACGUAAAUACGAUACAAAUUAUAUUUUUGAAAAGAGUAAUGUUUAUCAUUUCUAUUCAUUGUUCCAUAUUGAUCUCUCUCUCCCUUGAAAUUCACAUGAGUCAUUUCAUUAGUCGUUUGUAACUUUGUAUUUCUUCCAAUCUAUUGUAUAAUCCGUCAAUUUUAAUUAAAAAUCAAAUGAAAACAAUUUAUUUUGGUUUAUUUAAAUGUUCAUUCUAAAGUGUGAACAUUUCAAACAACAUUCACUCAAUUGAAAAUAUAAGAAAAAACCAAUCAAUAUAUUUGAAACUAACAUAAAAACUAAACAAAAAAUAAAGAAGUUAACUUGAUCUUAUGCAAUGUUGUUAGAACAGAGAGAAAUCCAAAUAUUUAAAAUAGACUAAUUGAAAUAGAGCAUUUAAAUUCGAGCAGGUAGCUAAACGUGGCGUGGGGAGAGUUGAAAUUCUUCAAUCGAAUCAAAUCACGUCACUUUCAUAUUUCGAAAUUAUUUUUUAAGAUUUUAUUUAGAACCAUUUUCAUUUGAAAUGUUGUUCGUGACCUUUGGAAACAGUUAACUAUGAUCCACACGUCAUUUGUAAAACAACCACCUAAAUGCUAUAAUUAUUAUUGAACAGAAAAAGAAGUAAACUUAAAUUUGUAUAGAAAAUGUGGGACGUUUGAAAUCAACAUGAAUUCGAAAAAUGACCCAUUGUUUUUUUUUCUUCUUGGAAAUAAUU
Messenger RNA from Contarinia nasturtii (swede midge), 5537 nucleotides. It is a transcript of the gene Sfmbt, whose product is annotated as polycomb protein Sfmbt. Gene Ontology annotation, cellular component: nucleus. Bases 583 to 4035 code for a protein of 1150 amino acids. The record is from RefSeq and is a predicted model, not a curated record. Gene Ontology annotation, biological process: regulation of DNA-templated transcription. NCBI's taxonomy places the organism in Eukaryota, Metazoa, Arthropoda, Insecta, Diptera, Cecidomyiidae. The transcript has 7 exons. Gene Ontology annotation, molecular function: zinc ion binding.